AAAUUGGCGAAGAAUUUGGGAAAAUGCUAUCUUCUGUCGCCAGAAAGGAGAAUUUCAUAGUCUUUUCGAGUAGUCAUCACCCAAAUUGUUGUUUUAUUGGCGGCAAUUCAAUGUCCAGAUACUCCCAGACUGCACCAUCAAACAUGACAGCGCCCUGAUACACAACACGGGGGAAGUGCUUGCGAAAAGCCAGAGGAGAAAAUGGUGAUGAACUUUUGUGACAGGGCAGGAAUCGUCAAUUUCAUGCAGUUUUAAUGUUGUGAUAUGUCGGCCAAGUCUAACCCUAAACCUGAUGGUGGUGUCACUGCUGGCUCAAGGAAAGCUCUCAUCAAUAACACUAAAGGAAUGCUUUAUAAAUCCUGGUCUUUCUUGGCAGAAUAUUUGCCUCUAGCAAACUCACAAGCAUCUGAUUUCAUAGUUAAAAACUUGUGGAGUUUCUAUGUGCCGGAAAACAUCCAGAAAGAACUUUUGGAGAUGUCAGAUGAUGAAUUGUCUUCUUUACCAUCUGUCGUGACUGGAAAAGUGAUGUCAGAAGGUGAUGGGGUGACAGACCGUAACAGCGAAUUAUUCAAUGCUGAGCACUCCAAAGUGAAUACAAAAGCAGAAGAAAAGUGGGAGUCUUUUAACCCUGGGCAACAUCAUCUUAAAUGCAUUAAGUGUCAGUUCCUCGAGAAAUCUCCAAUGUCUGCAGAAGGAAGAAAAAAUGUUCAUCUUCAAACAUUAUGUCCUAUUGCUUGGAAUCAUUCAAAUCUGCAUGCCUUCACACAAGCUGCCAAAGACUAUACCCUGACCUCGAUGAAUGUGCUGACUUCAGUGGGUGAUGUGAGUGUGCUGCAAUGUGGUGUAGAUGAUGAUGAUGAUGAUGAUGAUAGACUUGAACGUGUGCUGAUGUCACAGAAGAAGAGUCAUGAGGUGGAAGUCAUGGCCGAAGUUUGCGCACAUAUGGCCGAUGUUUUCAAAACCAAUCUGACAGUGGACCUAGGCAGUGGGAAGGGCUACCUCAGCACUCAGUUGUGUUACGAAUUUAAUCAUCACGUCAUUGGGAUCGACUCCUCCAGCACAAACACAGAUGGCGCCACCAAGAGGGCAGGCAGACUGGACAAGGAAUGGGAUGCCAGAAAAAAACAGCCUGUGAAAUCAAAGAAAAAUUCACAAAGACACAAAGACCAUCCAUUAGCUUGUUUGUCAGAUAAAAGUACAAGGAAGGAUUUUAAGACAAAGUCCAGUUCUUUUGAGAGUAAAUGUUCAAGCUGUGAUAUUAAUGAACUCUCGGACAGUUUCAUUGCUUUUAAUGUCCAUGAUGUAGAUGAGGCAAUGGAGGACUCUCUUCAUGCAGAAAAUGCAGACAUUAAGCCUUCAGACCAAACUACUCAUGACCAUUGUUCAACAAGCAAAAAUGUUUGUCCGAACAAGGUUUUUGAGAAUACAGUAAAAAUCAACAAAAAUAAAUCCAUCAACAAUGAACCAUCUGCAGCUGACGAUACAAGUAAUAAUUCAGUGGAACAUUCGGAGAGUUUGUGUAACUCGGAUUCAACUGAGAAGCACAAAUACUCAAGGUCUUCAUUAAACAAUAGUUCUACCCUUGGGAUCCACACUACCACCAAGGACAGGCCUAAAGAGGAAAGGUUUGUCCCACUGACGAAGUUUGUAGAUUGUAACAUGAAGCUGAUGGAAUCGGUAAAGGAUUCGGUAGUUGAGUUGGGAUUGGACCCGGACAAGGCCAGACUGCUUCUGACGGGUCUUCACACGUGUGGGGGUCUUGGCUCAAGUCUUGUGCGUCUGUUCGUCAACAGUCCGUCUGUCACAGUCAUGUGUAAUGUCGCUUGCUGCUAUCAUCUCUUGGAGGAGGAGUUUGUUGCUGGUCCAUUUGGCGAUGCUGCAAGUGCCCCCUGUGUCAGCUCCGACUUCCCCAUGAGCAGCUACCUACAGGAGGGACAGAUAGGCUUGGGGAAGGCUGCCCGGAACAUAGCAUGUCUGUCUGUACACAGAAUGGCUGCAGAGAAACAGCUUCAGGGCCAGUCUUUCUAUGCAAGGGCCCUGUUAGAAAAGAUCAUCCAUGACUUGGUCGGAGACGUGGGACAUGGAGGUCGGAAACUCCGGAAACUAGACAAGCGAAGCAAGUCUCUGUAUGACUAUGUGGUGAAGGCAUUCACAAGACUGGGGCUACCUACAGACAAGGUGACCCCGGAACUUGUUGAAGGCUAUGACAGCAGGUACAGCCACGUUCGGCACCAGUUGGCAGCCUUUGUCCAGCUCCGCGCCGUCCUAGCUCCGUGUAUCGAGUCCCUCAUCCUCCUCGACAGAUAUCUGUAUCUCCUGGAACAGGACAAUAUCCAAGAUGUGUACCUCACACAGCUAUUUGAUCCAGUUGUGUCACCGAGAUGCUUUGCCAUCAUCGCCACCAUCGCCACCAAGAAGACCAGCUGAAAGUGCCUGGACCUAUUUUCAUCACCACCACCAAGUAGACAUAUGGUAACAGCAAAACCCACAAGGCAGUCAACGACCUGCAACCCUAUGGACCAGGCAUUGGUAUUGACAAGGAAGACUGCAUUAACCAUGCUCAUAAAAGAAUGGGCUCUGCCUUUCUGAAUUUGUCAAAAGAAUUUAGAAUAGGUGAUAGGGGCAGAGGAAAGCCCAUAAAAGACAAAGCUCUAAAGUUUCAGUGUUAAUACCGCUGUGCCAUCACUAACAAUGUUGGCAACAUCGAUGGUACAAGGAAUGCAAUCUGGGCAAGUUUGUUUAAUUGUAUGUCCACUGAUGAUUCUCCCCAUCACACUAGAUGUCCCACUCAAGUUGGUGUUUUUACAAUUGAGCACUGCCAAAAAAUCUUGAGUAUCCUUCUCGCGCGGACAACAUCCAACAUUAUCUUGAUGCAGAUAUUGCAGAUCAAAUGAUACUUGAGUUUCAAAGGAUGUCUGAUGAAAACCUCUUUAAGAGGAUGGUGAAAGGCAAGACAUAGAAUGCUAAUGAAUGCUUGCAUUCCGUGAUCUGGUCCCAUUGUCCCAAGAUCGUCUUUGUGGGUGCAAGGCGGUUGCAUCUGCAAUAGCGUCGUUCAAUGAGGGUACUUGUCAUAUUACUCAGGUAAUAUACAAGCUUGCAAAAGAAGCUAAUGAAAUAACAGCAGCUUCUAUUGAAAGACUUAAGAAAGUGAGAACCCUCAAAGCAAGGAAGCAAAGCCAGGCGACAUCUAAGACAGAAUGUAGCGCAAAGUGGGAAAUCUAAAGUAGGGACAGAGUUCGUGUUGAGGCUGAAUCUGAAGGCUUUAUCUGUGGUACUGGGGAGUUGUAGGUCCUGUUUCUUCUUUGUACAUCUAUUGUUUCAUGUAUCUUGAAUACUUCCCUUUUCUGUAGUGAUUACUUUAUGCAAUGACAGAGAGACUAUGACAACAUCACCUGGAAAAGGCUUAAUUUCAAUUUUUUACAUGUAUACCUCCUAGUUGUAACUAAUAAAAACUAACAAAUACUUGUGAAGCAUUUUGUCAUUUGUAAGGUGCAGUAUCUGGCCUUUAAAACAAAUUAAUCUGGUUUAAACAUUACAAAAAUGAUGAAUUGUCAGUUCUAUAUUUCUUAAGGAUCGGAGUUUUGAACAGUCCUAUAAAUGUCACCUAUGUCUGUUACCAAAGAUUGUUAACAGUAAUUAGCUUUCAAAAACAUGUCCUGCAUUCUUCACAAAGAUUCAACAACUUGUGGAGUCUUGUUGUAAUUGGUGUUUUGUUGUUAUCAGCUUCCAUCGUUUCUGUAGAGUUUCCUGAAAGAGGAGAUCCUUUUACAUCUUGUGUGAGUAUUCGCCAUCAAGCUGACAAAACUGUCUCUUUACUCUGACAAGACAUGUGUUCACCUAGGGGGUUUGAGUCUAUAAUCUCAUGUCUUUAGGUGUACACCACAAACAUGCCAUGGCUGUCCUGUGACAUGGAGCAAGGAUCAUAUCUUUCAGAAGCAGAACCACCCUGUCCCAGAAAAAAGUUCACUCUUUUAAACAUUAGGUGGAAUAUUUCUGAGUGUGGCGUUAAAAAACCCCAAUAAACAUGAUGCAAUAAGGGGAUGAAAACCAUAAGUAAGACCAUCACACAAGUAUGUAAGAAAGGUCUGGUCGGGGUGACGCCAUAGUUCCUCUUGUAUGAUAGUAAUAUUUAGUGGUGUCAUAAUUUAAGCCAGUUGUCACUUGUUGUCGACGCCAUGUCUCUUAUUAAAAGUAGGGUUAAAUUUCUUGCAAACCGAUUUAUUCAUUUUUUGCCGAAGUAUAUGGAACACACAUGCAAAAAGUUGCAUCAAAUGCGCAUGCAGCCACUGUCAUUGAAGUUGUUGCGGACUUCCUGUCCCAGGUAUCAUAUUUUUGGUUGUCCAUGAGAAUCGGUGGUGCUGUUAGUAGUGCUAGUCAAAGUAGCAUUCUUUUUUCCCAAGGUAUAUCAUAAGCUAGCCUCUUGAUGUUUUGCGGCUGACAGGCGAAUCAUAUUGCCAGUAGCUACAGUCGAGGGUGAGGCGAACAACAUGAUGGUGGAAAGCAUCUAGAUACGGUGAUUGUCGGACCUGAAUCCUUAGUGCUGAGACGUUUGUCGACUUAGAGAAUGUGGAGGGGUCAAUGGUGAAAGCAUCCUCUGCCUCCUCAUUGUCGUCAUCGUGUAUCUCCAAAAUGUGGGAUAUCUGUUGAGCCUUUGUCAUAUAUUUCCUGUCAUGUUCUGGUAGUGGGAACACACUGAGAAAGUGACAUACUUCUGAACGUCCAGCUUGACUGCAGAGAGGGCACAUCUUGUUUGCUGCAGCCCUCAUAAUCCUCACACCCUCCCCUGUAUGUAUCUCGCCUAGGAGAGAUGAUGUGCUGUCUCUUAAUUGGGUCACUGCGAAGACUGCGAUCUAAGGUCUUAGCUCUCUUUACCACAUGUGGCUUAUUGUUUGGCAGGCUUGGUCUUGGAGACCGAAAUGGAAGAGGUGCCACCCAGUUUCCCUCGGUGCCCUUGAACAUCUCAUUAUCCAUGAUUUGUAUAAAUUCUCUGUCUUCCAUGGAAGAUCCUGGCUUUUCAUCAUCCCUUGUCACUUUGAAUAUAGACCUCUCAGUUUGCUCAACUUCGAAAGACAUCAGUUUCCCAAAAUAUGACUGCUUCAUGUCGAACUUAUUUGGGCAUGGGUUGAAGAUUGAAGCUCGGCAUGUAUCUCUUCUGGGAGAGAUGAUAGAGCCUGCGAAACUUCUGGUUUAAUGGAAGCCAAAGUCUGAACGUAGUUCAGUACCUUUUUACAUUUCGUGUGAGUAUUUGCCAUCAAGCUGACAAAACUGUCUCUUUACUCUGACAAGACAUGUGUUCACCAAGGGGGUUUAAGUCUAUAAUCUCCUGUCUUUAGGUGUACACCACAAACAUGCCAUGGCUGUCCUGUGACAUGGGGCAAUCAUCAUAUCUUUCAGAAGCAGAACCACCCUGUCCCAGAAAUAAGUUGAGUCUUUUAAACAUAAACUGGAAUAUUUCUGAGACGGAUGUUUAACAAAAAACCUUAAGGGACCUGUUUGAAGGCAUCUGAAAUGUCUAGUUUACACAGUUUGGAGCCAUGACCUUUGUAAGAAAUGAUAGCGAUAGCGUGGUCGAUUGUCACAUAUGAAAGAGAACACUGAUCUUUGUCGCUGAGCUCAUUGAUGCUGAGUAUUUCCGGAGUGUCAUCGGGCAUCGACAGGUCAAGGACAAGUCUCUUCUUCUGGCUGUAUUUACCUAUGGCCAACCCAAGAGGACUCACCCUGUAUACAGGAUAUGGCACUGUCGAAAAUGGACCUGCAACGUAACCCAUUGCAACUUCUGACACUGCAGCCUGGUCUUUCCUAGCACUGUAACUGUUGUUGCACUCUAUGGAGGUUGUGGGUAGUGGAUGAAUGACAGAUUUGAAGCCAUAUCUUAGACCAUUAAUCAAAUAGUUGGUAAACUCAAUAUCCGGAUGAUGAGCCAGUUCAGGUUGUAACCUGGCAUGGUUAUUUGGGGUGAGUGGAGAUGAUACAG
Molecule: messenger RNA, 5974 nt
Organism: Haliotis rufescens (red abalone)
Lineage: Eukaryota; Metazoa; Mollusca; Gastropoda; Lepetellida; Haliotidae
Product: probable methyltransferase-like protein 25
Exons: 8
Coding region: 265-2427 (720 amino acids)
Source: RefSeq, a predicted model, not a curated record